AUGCUCGUUCGUCACCUGCUCACUCUCAUCCAACAUCACCACUCCAAGUCUCUCCAAAUCAGUGAAGGAACCAGGUAUCAAAGUAAGCAACCAAGGCAGCAGUCACUCUUCUCGGCUCUCCCCACCCCCAAAUCACCUCAUGGACCAUCUCGGACCUCAAAGUACGAUUUCACGCCACUGAACGACCGCAUACUGCCCCCUCCCUGUCUCCACAUUGCGAGCAUGCCGGCGCUCUGCCCCUCUCUUCUCUCAGAUUCAUGGCCUCUCCCACCCCUACUCGUCCCAUCGAACGAAACAGCAGCCGUCACGCCUCUCUAUUCGCCAUCACCAUUCCCCCUCCCCUGCUCCGGGCUCCAUCACAGCGAGGCAGGAGACGCUGGACACGCACAACCGCGCCCCUACCCUCUCUCCCCUUUCCAGUCCAACACCUCAGAUCUGUGGCUGACUGUUUCUGCGUGCCAUGUCACUCUGCCCACCAUUCUUUCUGGUUACCUCGCUAAUCAAAUUCUUUUGUAA
Messenger RNA from Laccaria bicolor S238N-H82, 516 nucleotides. RefSeq lists its product as uncharacterized. Bases 1 to 516 code for a protein of 171 amino acids. The record is from RefSeq and is a predicted model, not a curated record. The transcript has 6 exons. Lineage: Eukaryota; Fungi; Basidiomycota; Agaricomycetes; Agaricales; Hydnangiaceae.